This is a messenger RNA of Cylicocyclus nassatus, 678 nucleotides long. NCBI's taxonomy places the organism in Eukaryota, Metazoa, Nematoda, Chromadorea, Rhabditida, Strongylidae. The record is from the annotation of a GenBank genome assembly.
AUGGUUGAAAUCGACCUCAAAUGUCAUGUUUUCAGCGGCAGGAAUACGAAUGCUAUGAUCGUGUGUACUUGGACAGUAUCCCUAUCACUGAUCAUUCUCAUAAAUUUAUACGUGGAUUGCUCAUUUAUGUACAACAUUCUGCUGUACACUUUCACGUUCGUAGCAAAUAAGAAUGGAACUUGCUUUGCGCGUGAUGUCUACUCUACAAAAGAUCUGAGUAUUCUUGCCAUUACAAGCUUGGUCGACUUUGCGACUAUAGUGGCAGUGAGGCGGACUGCGAAAGCUGCUAAGAAUAUGAGUCGUGAGGUAUAUGCAAAACGUUUAAAGGAACUCAACCUUUUGAAGCAGGCUGUUGCACAGGCAGCUAUCUUUGCAGCGCAGAUAUUAUGCGUAGCCUUCUUGGCUAGGAGGUUUGAUAACAAAUGGAUGAAAUGGUCAUUAACGGCUGUUGCUUGGAAUGUGUUGCAUCUAGUUGAUCCGCUUAUCAUCAUAGCUUUCAACAAGGACUUCCGAAAGCUGUUGCGGCCGACAAAGGUUCAACCACCUAAGUCUACGGCAUUCCAAUCUGCAAUUUUUCAUUCGCGACAAACAGCUACAUUUUGAUUUUGUUUGCAAUUAUCAUUCUGUUCAGGGAUUAUUCUUUGAAGCAGAAUUUGUAUAAUAAAUGGAUUGCUUAGC